Cuscuta campestris is the source of this 877-nucleotide messenger RNA. The record is from the annotation of a GenBank genome assembly. Lineage: Eukaryota; Viridiplantae; Streptophyta; Magnoliopsida; Solanales; Convolvulaceae.
AUAGCCCAUUUGCAGCUCCAAACCCUAACCCCUUCGGUCUCCCUCCUUUAUACUUCUCCGAAGAGAUAUCAAUUACCUCCUCUUCAUUCAGCUGCGCAUCUCAUCGUCGCCGCCCGCCGGAGCACCUCCAUUCUCCUUCCGGACAAGUCGACUCAAUCUGUAGAAGAUGGUGAGAAUCAGUGUGCUGAAUGAUGCGCUCAAGAGCAUGUACAAUGCCGAGAAGAGAGGGAAGCGUCAGGUCAUGAUCAGACCUUCUUCCAAAGUGAUCAUCAAGUUUCUCAUGGUCAUGCAAAAGCAUGGUAUGUUCAUUACUUCAUUGUUAUGGUAUUUUGACACAUGUGAAAUGCUUUUAUGCUCUAUUGCUCUUGCAGGUUACAUUGGCGAGUUUGAAUAUGUUGAUGACCACAGAGCCGGAAAAAUUGUGGUUGAACUCAAUGGAAGGUUGAACAAGUGUGGUGUGAUCAGUCCUCGUUUUGAUGUUGGGGUUAAGGAUAUCGAAGGAUGGACUGCAAGGUUGCUUCCUUCAAGACAGUUUGGCUACAUUGUGCUGACUACCUCUGCGGGCAUCAUGGACCACGACGAAGCGAGGCGCAAGAAUGUUGGUGGGAAAGUUCUUGGUUUCUUUUAUUAGAAGGCUUGUUUUGAUUUCCAAGAAGCUGAUAUUUAUGUACCUUUGUCAAUUUAUGAUCUACACCUCAGAUUAGCUCUCUCUGUUUGUUUUGAAUUCUUUUUGAUAUUCCAAAGUGAGUGGAUCUUGUUGUGCUGAUUGCGUUUUUUCCCUGGACAACUGAAAUUUUACAAUUACUAUGACUUGGUCUCAUGACUCUCAAAGAACCCAAUCACUAACUCUAACAACUUAUAAAUUGGCUUAAACUGU